Messenger RNA from Bactrocera dorsalis (oriental fruit fly), 4584 nucleotides. RefSeq lists its product as uncharacterized. The transcript is spliced from 2 exons. The coding region runs from base 1392 to 2558 and encodes 388 amino acids. NCBI's taxonomy places the organism in Eukaryota, Metazoa, Arthropoda, Insecta, Diptera, Tephritidae. The record is from RefSeq and is a predicted model, not a curated record.
AAAUUUUUUUAGGAAUUAACAUUAAAUUAAAUUUCUACAGUUUUUAAUCCCAAAAUCGGAAUUACAAAUUUCAUUUUGUUUGAAAAUUUUAACUUCAUGUACUCUGGUUUAAAAAUUGAAUAUCUGAGAGGAGUGAGUUACACGGAAGACGAUUUAUCGAGAAAUCCGUUAUAAUAAAAAUGGAAUAAAGCCGAAUUACAAUCAAAAUUGCGAGAGCAUGGAAGCGGAAAACAUUAGUGUUGACGAAUAUAUUUUUCAAUUGGAAUUAGAUUAAGAAAUAACGAAAAUAAAAGAAAAGGAAUAGGCAUAAUACUAGGGUUACUAUAUCGGUUUCAGUCAAAAUCAGUCCCGUUGUAUAUGUAAUACCGGCUCAACUUGAGAACUAUCACUAAGCUACUACAAUCGUCAUUCAUUAACAUCUUCUCCAGAUUAAGAAUAGGGGUAUUCUCUUGCUCUCGCAAAACCCGGUGCACGGUGCAAGAAUUGCAGAUUUACCACGGCACAACAACAAACACACGCAGAAAAUUAUUUGCAAUGGCUGUAAAAUAUUAUUUCUUUCAUAUUAUGCACUUUUUAUACGCUUACACUUCAUUACAUUUGUUUGUUGUUGUAAUAAAUUAAUUCAUUUAUUGUGUUAAAAUAGGUGGACACUAGGCCGGGUCGAUUUGUGGGGAGGCAAAAAAAUCGCCCAUUGCUCUAUGAAAAUCAUAUUCUAGGAAUCAAAAUAAGAAACUUUGCCGAAGGAACCAUACCUCUGAAACGAAUUCUGAUGUCCCCCAAUUUGGGUCGAACUUUUGGGUAGGGACAAAUUUUGAAAUAGAAUUGAAAUUACCAUUUCAUUCUUAUUACUUCUGAAAGUGAGGAGAACUAAAGCAAUAAUAUUUCAAAAAAAUAAUAAGUGAAGUGACCAUUCCAAAUCAAAAAGUUUACAAUGAAUCCACCAUUCUCUACACCGCAAGAUGAAGAACCUACAUCAAAACCUAUCGAAAACCCAAUGAGUCAUAUACCCAAGCAUGAUGUUACUGUUUUUGGUGUGUCACUGAUUUGACUGAUCUUAAUUUACCAACCCAUCUGGAUAUCUUGAGAUAUUAUUUUUACUUAAGCGAACGUGCUAAAACAGAGCAAAAAAAGUUUUCCCAUAAAUCAUUCACUACUCAAGUACAAGAUAAGUUGAUUGGAAUUUGGGAAAAACUUGGUAUGGAAAUAAUGCUGAAAAAAAGUGUAUGUAAUAAAUUGAAUAAAUUACUUGACAAGUAUCAAGAGCAAAUCAAGAGAAGAAACAACACCCAACAAUUUACAGAGAAUGUAAAAUCUACAUUGGAACAUGUAAAUGCGAUUUGAAGGCAGCUCCAUGUGCAUGCGGCUGGGUUUCCGAACGCCUCAAAGAGUUCAUGCACGAUCAAAAUAAUCAGAGAAGACUAACAAUGAGUGCAUUUAUGAUGGAAACUGAAGAGCAAGGAUACGAUUGUUUUAACUUUGCCUUGGUAUGUGACAGAUUUGGUGUGCCUGACAGAAUAGCAUCAGCAUUGGGAACCGCUCUUUUGCAAGAUUUUAAAAUUAAAGAUAAGCAUGGGAAACCUCUCAUCAUGGAUAAAUCGAAAGUUCGCAGAGAAAAAGAGAAAUGCAGACAAGAAGUGCUUCGCAAACGGUUAGAUGAUACCAAUUUGUUAGCGUUUUCAUUCGAUGGCAGAAAAGAUGAUACUUUAACGAUAGAUAAAAUUGAUGAGAAGUAUCAUACUAGGAUGGUAAAAGAACCUCAUCUUGUUAUUUUGAGAGAACCCAAUUCUGAAUUGAUUGGUUACGUAAGACUGGAACAUGAAACCGCUGAAUACAAAACAACCAAAUUAAAUGGUUUUUUCAACGAUAAAAAUAUAUCACUGGAUACAUUAAUUGGAAUAUGCACUGACGGUGAGCCAACAAACACUGGCCCACACGGUGGAAUUAUACGACGAUUCGAAUUGCUGUUAAAAAGACCAUUGCAUUGGUUUGUUUGCCUUCUACACUUCAACAAACUUCCGUUUCGGCAUUUGUUUGAAGCUUUGGAUAAAUCAACCAGCACUGGACCCAGAUCGGCAACCGGAAAACUGAGCCGUCAAAUCGAAACUUGUGAAACUCUUCCGGUGGUGGACGGCUUCCAGAAAAUUGAGUUGCAAAAUAUGCCCCCUGCUCCAGAAAAAAAAGAAUUUUCCACCGAUUCGAAGUACUCAUACGACAUGGCCCAUGCAAUUUCUAGCGGCGUGGUUCCGGUGGAUCUGGCUAACAUCAAACCAGGGAAAAUUGUACAUUCUCGGUGGCUCACCAAAGCCGCUAGAUUAAUGCGAUUAUAUGUGACAACGGAAAAUCCAGAUGCAAAUUUAAGAAUUCUGAUUGAAUUUAUAAUUAAAUGUUAUGUGCCGAUGUACUUCAAUAUCAAGUAUUACAGCUCUGUCGUGUACGGCAGUGUAUUAUUUUUCAAGUUCAUUGGUUGGUCACGAUUUCUAGAACCUCGUUUACGCAAAAUUGUCAAUCAAGUAAUUAAAGAUAAUUCAUAUUAUGCGCAUUCGGAAAAUAUCUUGUAAUCAAUGUUGUUUGAUGAUAGGAAAGAAAAGCGCGACUGUGCCAUCAAGAAAAUUUUACGCUAUCGAACCGAUGUUGACGAGCUAAUGGAACUUUGAGCUUAUAAAAAACCAGAUAUAAACUUUAAUUGCACAAGUUAUACGGAAAUGAUCAAUUUCAAUGAUAUAAAUAUCGUAUUUGAACCACCAUUCACGCGAAGCAUUCCGUACGAUACAUUGAAAGAAUAUUUAAGUCAAGAUGAUCCACCGUUUAAUGAUCCAAAAAUUCCAUCACACGUACAAGGAACUGAAGGACAUGUUCAAUUGCUAGCUAGCGUUUCCAAACGGGUUAUACCGGAAAAUGUAGAGGCUGUUAUGGCGACGACAUUAGAGAGCCGUGCGAAAUUGCCCAGACUUGAAAGUAAAAAAGACUUCAAACAAUAUUUUUUUUUAGUUUCUUUUCUAUAACUCACUUAAAUUAAUUUUUUCAUUUACAUAUGUUCUGACUAAAUAAAUUUCUUAAGAGAAAAAAUAGAUAUUAUUAUAAAUAAAUAAAUAAAAAUAAAGAAAAAACAUAGCCAUUUAGCUGAUUUUUUCAUGUAAAGGCCAAAAAUGGUGAUUUUUUGAAAUGAUUGUAUGGGGAACCCCCCAGAGGAGUUCCAGGGGGUGUGCCACUGGCAUGGAUGGAUCGGCCGUCCAAAGUUAGUGGGGGUCGGUCAUACAUUUGGACUUGAUUGGAGCACUCUAAAUGGGUCAAAGUGGGAUUUUUCAAAAUUUGCCCCUACCCAAAAGUUCGACCCAAAUUGGGGGACAUCAAAAUUCGUUUUAGAGGUAUGGUUCCUUCGGCAAAGUUUCUUAUUUUGAUCCCUAGAAUACGAUUUUCACAGAGCAAUGAGCGAUUUUUAAAUCGACCCGCCCUAGUGGACAUAUUAGGUUUUUUUUCGGCCGUCAAAACUCACGUAACCCCUUAAAGAACUAAAAGAAAUGACCAAUGAAUGGGGUAGCGGGUUCCGUUCAAUUCUGGCACACAUUUUUUAUCUUAAAACUACUACUGUACUUGCCUAUAUCGAAAAUAUUUUCGAUAAACGGUCUGUUAUAAAUAUAACAUUGAUAACAGAUCCAAAACCAGCAAAGUCUACAUACAUUCAUACAUACAUAUGUACAUAUACCGUACACGUAUCUUAAGUUUUAUUUAUUGCGGUUGCUAUAUUACCAUACAGACAUACAUACAUCUCUGUGGUAAAAAAAAAUUCGGUUUCAUUCAUAUAAGUAUCGGAGAAAAUCCUUAUCUCGGUACCCGACUGAUCGAUUUCGACUAAAUUUAUUACUUGGCAUUCUUCUCAUUUACCACAAUUUUAAAAUCCAUUUGAUACUUUCACUUUCCAGUACACAAAUCAAGAAGCAAUUAAUAUAACGGGAUGCAAUUUUGCAUUAAUAAAUCCUUUAAAGUAUGCCAUAUUAUGACUAAAAAUUGCCUAAAUCCAACCAAACCUCUACAAGCCGUAAGAACCGAAUAUAUUGACCACAGUAUCUAUAGUUGAAAUUCUGACAGAAUCCUUUCCUGACAAUAGUAUUUGUGUGUAUCAAUAUUUCCCUGAGCCCCCAUAUACCUAAUAUAAAGAUUUGCGAACUUCCGGGUAACUUUAUUCUGCAUAUAUCGGACAUUAUUUGAGUUAUUUCAUUGAAAAUCACAGAGAACGUUUUACUCAUAACAGUGUAUCUUUGGGUCUAAAAUAGAUAAAAUUUGGUUAAAACUUAACCUAGCCCCAUAUAACUAAUCUCAGAAUUUUCGUAUAUCCGGCUGACUUGACUCCAAAUGCUUGGUGAUUGUAUGAUAUGUACUUUAAUGUAAUCUAGGGAACAUCUUUUUAGUAUAUGGCAUGAUAAUAGUAAAUGGUUAAAACGAUACUACCCUAAUUCCCAUUUACCACAUAUAAUGAUUUUAAUUUUUCUAACAAACCUUAUGCCGAAUUUGUCGGUCAGUGUAUAGGUUAUAUACAUAUGUAUAUUUUCUGUACCAUAUAUGUAAAAGUGUUUAGAUUCCGAUCCU